UCAUCACUAUUGCGGCCACCACGAAAAUAGACUCACCAUUUCUUCACCACUCUCCUCCUCCUCCUCACACAGAUCUUUCUCUCUCUAAAAGUCUCGUUGUUUCUGUGCAAAGAUGAGCAAGGGACCAGGACUCUUCACCGAAAUCGGAAAGAAAGCUAAAGAUCUUCUAACGAAGGAUUAUAACUCCGAUCAGAAAUUUUCCAUAUCCACUUACAGUGAUGCCGGCGUGGCCUUGACAUCAACAGCAGUGAAGAAAGGAGGACUCUCAACUGGGGACGUUGCAGCACUAUACAAGUACAAGAACACUGUUUUUGAUGUCAAAGUUGACACAGAUUCGAAUGUCUCGACAAUUCUUACUAUAACUGAAGUGCUGCCUUCUACAAAGGCUAUUGCUUCGUUCAAAUUGCCUAAUUAUAAUUCUGGCAAGCUGGAGGUUCAAUACUUCCAUGAUCAUGUGACCUUAGCAACAGCUGUGGCUUUGAAUCAAUCCCCAUUGGUUGAUUUCUCUGCCACCUUUGGUACACCAAGCGUUGCUUUUGGUGCAGAAGCAGGUUAUGACACUACUUCUGGCAAUUUCACAAAGUACACUGCCGGUGUUAGCAUGACCAAGCCAGAUUCAUCUGCCUCGAUACUUCUGGGUGACAAGGGAGAUAGUUUAAAAGCAUCGUAUGUGCAUUACUUUGAUAAGUCAAAGAGAACUGCGGCAGUUGGGGAGGUGACUAGAAGAUUUUCGUCAAACGAGAACACUUUUACCGUGGGAGGAUCCUAUGCUGUGGACCAUUUGACAGUGGUUAAGGCAAAGUUGAACGAUCACGGGAAGAUAGCAGCUACCCUCCAGCAUGAGGUUAUUCCAAAGUCAUUAAUGACAGUGUCUGGUGAGAUUGACACCAGGGGCUUGGAAAAGAACCCCAAGUUCGGAUUGGCAAUUGCUCUCAAGCCUUAAUCACUACUACACUGGUGGAUUCUUGAAACCUUGUUAAAUUUUUUUUGGUGGCUCUUGAAGGGGAGAACUUGAAAUAAGUAGUUCCACAGAUUAUAUUCUUUUCUAGACAACUGUGGAUGGUUUGACUCUGUUCGUUUCUUUAUGGAAUUGUAAGGUAGCUGUUUGUGCAAGGCAUUUUGAAAGCUAGCCCAUUUUGUUCUCCGCAUGGAGGUGUCUUUUAAUGAAAAAUUCUGUUUCACAA
Molecule: messenger RNA, 1184 nt
Organism: Humulus lupulus (European hop)
Lineage: Eukaryota; Viridiplantae; Streptophyta; Magnoliopsida; Rosales; Cannabaceae
Product: mitochondrial outer membrane protein porin 2-like
Exons: 6
Coding region: 113-943 (276 amino acids)
Biological process (GO): monoatomic anion transmembrane transport
Cellular component (GO): mitochondrial outer membrane
Molecular function (GO): voltage-gated monoatomic anion channel activity
Source: RefSeq, a predicted model, not a curated record